AUGUUGGGUUUGGUGCUGGACUUGUUGGAGGAUCCUAAGGAGGAUUUGGUUCGCUGGGCGAAUCGGUCCGAAUCUUGUUUGAAGGAGUGGCGAUGGAUUGGACCUGCCGGAGGGGAUCUUCGAGUACCCAGUUUUCUCCGCUCCUGCGGAGAUGUCGUUGUCCUCGCUCGCUUAUUAUAUUCCUUUUUCCUUACUCUUUGCAUGCAUGGCGGCGAAGAUCUUCUCGAGAGAGGAUGGGGAUGGGACAGUCUAGUGACGUCCGAAUCGAGCCCAGAGGACAUGCCCACGUACAAGAAAUACCUCAAGGACUAUUACAGCCACAACACUGCUGAAUCUGUUGCCCAGGCGUGGCAGAAUGAGCACCAGCGGGAUGCCAACACAGCUUCUAAUGGCACCGGAGUCGGGACUGUCCUGCUGCCAACUCUUGCAAACUUGUGCAUAGAGGCUGAGGAGAAGUUUAUCUACAAGAGGAGGAUGUACAAGCUAGAUUUCACUACUGAUGAGAUCAAUCUCAGUAAAAAGAUCCAGGAGGGCUUUAUCACGAAGGAGGCUGAGUUGAUGUGCGAGUGGCUGGAGAUUGGGACCUAUGACCCACAUCUUUUCCCCGAGUGGUGCAUCCCCAUUAACAUUGCACGCAGGUGUGCUUUAGACUUCAUGGCAUACAAAGGCCCAGAAUCUAUCAGUGUAGCUGGGCUCUUGAUGGGCAUUGCUAAGGAGAGAAAGACAAUCUAUGAGGCCAUCAGGCAGGACCCAUGCGGAUCCAGAAAAGGCUCUUCCACUGCUAUCCUGUUGGAUGGGAUUAACACUGUUUGGGAGCUGACCUCUAACACUGUCGAAGAAGACGUGCAAAAUGUUGAAAGUGAAGAUGAGAUGCCAAAGCGACCAAUUGGACAAAAGGCAGCUAAAAAGGCAGCUAAAAGGGCCGCUCUUGCUGCAAAAGGCAAGUCAAAGGCAAUGGGUGAUGAUGGAAAAUUGAAGGAAUCCGCAAUUGAUGUGGGAAAGCUUGAUAAAUUGAGCAAGAUCCAAGAAGCUAAUGCAAACCGCAUGAAGGUGCUAGAAUUGCAGCAAAAGUUGUCUUUCGAUAAGAUUGAGACCACAAGGCUUGCCCAUCUAACAGCGCAGGAGAAUAGAGAGUCAGAAAAGCUAGAGAUGGAGAGGAGGCUUGAGAUGGAAUCAAAGAAGCUUGUGAUGGAGGGGACGAAGCUUGAGAAAGAAUCAAAGAUGAUGGAAGCAAUAACAACCUCAUCUCACAAGACACAAGUUCAAUGA
This is a messenger RNA of Miscanthus lutarioriparius, 1269 nucleotides long. The record is from the annotation of a GenBank genome assembly. NCBI's taxonomy places the organism in Eukaryota, Viridiplantae, Streptophyta, Magnoliopsida, Poales, Poaceae.